This is a messenger RNA of Prorocentrum cordatum, 5269 nucleotides long. The record is from the annotation of a GenBank genome assembly. Lineage: Eukaryota; Dinophyceae; Prorocentrales; Prorocentraceae.
GAGGCCCGAUCGUCUCGUCGCACAGUCCAGCUGACGAGGCAGAACCUGGCGAUCAACGCGUGGACGAACCUGAUGCAGCUGAUCAUGAACCACCUGUCGCACAUCAUCGGUCGCAGUCGCGAGCAGUUCCGGCAGAACAUGGAGAUGUCGAACCGGAUGAUGGGCACGAUCGCGCAGAUGGGCCACGAGAUGGGCUACCUGACACCGAUGGCGGACUCAGUGAAGGCGAUCGCGAGAGGAGCCGCACAGGUUCCGGAGAGCGUGCUGCCACCGCCGCCGGCACCAGAGGAUCAAGCCCAGAACUACUCACAGCUGUGCGAGAAGAGGGACGUGCGCGCCCAUCCGACAACGAGGAGGUACUACGCCAAGGGGUACUGGCUGAUCUGCGACCAGUGCGGCCGGCGGUGGAAGUCGGUCAACGGGAAGUGGAUCGUGGACGACAAAGUGGUGAAGAGAGGCGCCUGGAAGCGCCUUCUCGGCAUUGCUAAGAAGACGACCGCAGCCUGCGAGACGCUUAUUAACGUGAGUCAAGAUGCCGAUCGCCGAGCUGCCGAUUUACGAGACGCGGAAUGGUGCUGUUCGGACGUGGCCUUCAUGGACAUUCCCGUUCCCGAGUUGCCCGACCACCUGUACCUGGACAACGAGUGCCAGGCGUGCGGCACCGACCUCGUCGAGGGCUGCGCCGGGACAGCAAGACCUACGCGAUUAGCUUCACGCUUUGAGCUGAGGGCCUCGCCGAGCGCCGACAUAGAGGACGGCUGGGACUUGUCAGCUACGCGAGGUGCUCAGAGAUGGAAAGAUCAGAUACAGAAAGACAAGCCCCUCUACGUGAUCGUAGGCUUCCCCUGCACGCUCUGGUGCUCCUACAACGUCAAUGUGAAUUACGUCGACCAUCCCGAGCUGCUUGAGAGACUUCGUGCCCGGGAUCGACGGCUGAUUGACUUGAUCAAGUGGACCAUCAAGUACCAGGUGAAGCAUGGCCGGUUCUUCUUGUUCGAGAACCCGCCGACGUCAGCGAUCUGGAAGGACCUCCAGUUCGCCCCGCUCCUGCCCUUGGGCGAGACCGUUAUUGGCCAUGGGUGCCAGUGCGGGAAGACAGGCAAGACUGGCCUGCCGAUUCGCAAGGCGCAUCGCUGGUUCUCCAACUCGCCGCCCGUGCUUGCGGCUCUGAGCCGCCGCUGCCCAGGACUUCGUCCGGAGUCCGGGGGCCACUUGCACGAUCAGAUUGAGAAUUCGAAGUGGACAAAGGCCAGCGGCGAGUACACCGACGAGAUGGCCCACGCGAUGCUCCACGCGAUCCAGCAGGUCGCCGCCCAGAGGAAUCCGAGCAGGUUCGCCGACAUGCCGGUCGCGGCUACCGAGUGGGAGGUCGCCUACAACCACGCAGGUCCCAUCGAGGUGCUGUUCGCCUCGCCAGAGAAGGACCCCACCAGGUGGGAGGCGGUCAUGCAGGGCGUCCGACAGAUCGUGGGCGGCUCCGCCAGCCGAGGCGGGAACAAGGCCAUGCAUUACCUUUCGAAGUCAUCCACGCUCUGGAGACAGAUUAGCCAGCUCGUCCCGUGGGACCUCACGAUGAUCCAGCUCGCGAAGACAGCCAAACAAAGGAGGUUCCCCAUCAACAAGGAGCCGUGGUCUCACCGCGGUCACUGCUACGUGGACGAGAAGGGGCAUUACCACAUCGAAGCCGAGGACCUGGUUGACGUGGCCUUCCCGACGUUGGCCUUGUCGCCGCCCGCGGACCUAGCCAUUUUCUUCUUCGGCUAUGCCAAGCAGGAGUCCCUCCCGCAGGAGCCUGACACGUCACAAAUAGAGAAGCGAAUGCCGCUUCCCCCGGACCCGAACGACCCGAUGCUGCCGAACAACAGCCUGCCGCCCGACGAGGAUGACGACCUGCAGGACGUCCCGAUCGCUCGGAUGCCUGACGCGUCCGGCGGUAUGGCUGGCAUACGUUUUGUUGGAGUGACAAAGGAGCAGUGUCCUCGUGAAGUUCGCCAGCUUGUCGCUCGUAUGCACUGUAACUUGGGACAUCCUGUGCCCAGCGAGUUCUUCCAGUUCCUGGCUCAGAGAGGCGCCUCGCAGGCCACGCUACUGUGCGCCAGAGCGCUGAGGUGCCCGGCGUGCCUUCGUCGCAAACGGCCUCAGCGACAGCGGGAGUCACAGAUUCCAAGAGUGGGUCUGUUCAACGACUUAGUCAAGGGCGACUUGUUCUACGUCAUGACCCACGACGGUACGACGCACGCACUCUUGGGACUGGUGGACAAAGCUACGAGACUACAUGUGGUGUGUCGGAUUGCUUCACGCGAACCAGGAGACGUCUGGGAGAAGUUCCAGACGUGCUGGCUCACCCCGUUCGGGAUCAUGCAGAUUCUGGUUGUCGACCGGGACGGUGCCUUCGAAGCCGUGUUCAUGGACAACUGCCACACGUUGGGAAUCGACGUGAGGUACGUGCCGCCGGGAGCUCACUGGCAGCUGGGCCUGGCCGAAUCCGGCAACUACGCCUGGCGCCGAGUCUUCGAGAAGGUGAUCGACGUCAUCCUGCCGACGAUGCCAGAGCACGUGGACCUCGCGAUCAUCUCGACGAGCCACGCCGUAAACCAGUCAGUGCGCCGAGCAGGCCGCGCCGCCUAUGCCGCCGCCUUCGGACGGGUACCCACACUUCCGACCGAGCUCUUGGCCGACACCACGUCCGCCGAGUUCUGGCGCAAUUGCGCCCGGGAUGAGAUGUUGGCCUACGGGGAGAGAUGCCGCAUUGAGGCGCUCAAGGCGAUCGCCGACCUGGAGGCCGACGAGGCGCUGCGCACCUCCAUCCUCCGCCAGCCUGUCAACCGCAAGGAGUACGACUUCCUCUCGGGACAGCGCGUGGCAGCCUGGGGCGAGCAUGGUCGCAAGCGACGGGGCAAGACGCCCGUGGCAGGGCAUCGCCCAGGCAUUUUCUGUUUCUGGGAUUCCGGCACCAACGGCUACGGCGAGGGCGAGUCUGCCUGGCUGCGGAUCGGGCACCGCACUGUGCAGGUGGCCCGCGAACACAUACGCCCAGCCGUCGGUUUCGAGGGCUGGACCCCUUCCGAGGAGGACCUCAAGGAGCUCAAGACGGCCGAGCAGGACUUGGCGAAGGCCAGAGCGGUACCCGGCGUCGAGCCCAGCGUCGAGCCGAAGGCGAAGCUCCAGAGCCCGCUGCGCCCUUUCCGUGGCCAGCGCCGCCUCAGUUUGGACCAGUCCGAGCACGAGAGCGCUCUGCGACGCCCACGCCGAGGAAAGCUUCCUAACAUACCGGGCUCACCGAGCCCAGCAGCCUUCGUGUCCAACGAGUCGGGCGAGAUGGAGUUCAUCGCACCGGAUGGCUGGGACGGAGUCGAGGAGCCGGUCUUGCUCAGGACCCGCGUGUUCUCGAGCCUGGCGGAGGUCCAGGAGGCCUACGAGGCGCACCUCUUGCCCAUCGAGAACUUCGAGAACGACCCGAUCGACGACAGCGAGUUGGACGACGACUGGACAAACUGCCUGUACAUGACCUCCCACGAGCUCUCCGACCUCAGGGACGGCGAGAUGGACGUGGACUGUGCGACAGCACAGGUGGGCGACACGACGGACUCGAACAACCUGUCGAGACGCGAGCAGCGUCAACUGGAUCGUGAAAUCCCUUGGCGGGAGAUCGCAGAGUACCCGGAGGACCAGUUCAUGGAGUACGUCAAGGCCUUGCGCAAGGAGUGCCAGAACUGGGACACCUGGAAGUCCGUUCGGGCCUGCUCGCAGGAGGAGGCCGAACAAGUUCGUCGUGACCCUCAUCGCCGCAAACGGUGCAUCCGCUCGCGCGUGUGCUACCGGGACAAGAACUUGGGGUUUCCGCCGUUGAAGGCCAAGGCUCGCCCGGUGUUGCUGGGGUUCUCCGACCCCGACCUGGAGAAGUUGCCGCGUAACGCCCCGGUGCUGACCGACGCUGGCAAGAAGCUGAUCUGCCAGAUCGCGGUCUCGAAUGACUGGCGAGUCGGGACCGGAGACGCGGAGAGCGCCUUUCUCCAGGGAGGCGCCCAGAGCGAGCGCGAGGAGGCGAUCUACAUGAUUCCGCCCAAGGACCCGAUAGUUCAAGCCGCCGGAGUCUUCACCGCCCCGCUCUACGAGGUGGUUGGCAACCUGUACGGUCAGUCGACGGCGCCGUACCUGUGGUACAAGCACGUGGUGACGACCUUCCUGGCGCUGGGCAGCAAGCUCCACAGCCUCGAUUCAGCUCUCUUCUUGCGGUUUUUUCCGAACAAUGAGUUGGCUUGCGCGGUGGGUAUGCACGUGGACGAUGCUCUUGCGGCACACCAUCCCAAGUUCGACUUCACACCGAUCGAGAAGGCUAUUAAAUGGCGAGGCUGGCAGUGGGACAACUUCGUCUUCCUCGGCGAGGAGUACCAGCGCCUACGUCAAGGUCCGUACAGUGGAAGUUUGUUUGUUCAUCAAGCGGCCUACACUAAGGCGAUUGCAGUCACGAAGGUUGGAGUUAUGUCCAGCACUCGGUCUUCUUCUAAGCUGACGCGCUCGGAGCGCGAAGAUCUGGAGUCUGCUGUCGGUUCGCUCCAGUGGUUGUCCGGACACACACGCCCAGACCUGUCAGCCGCGGUUUCCCUUGUCCAGAGGACCGACCCCGAGCUGAACGACCUACGGAUGGCCAUGAAGCACGUAGAGUACGCGCACCGCACAGCCCAGACUGGCAUCCUGAUCGUCCGCGUCGAUUUGAGCCGCGCCUGCUUCGUGAGUUUUGCAGACAGCUCAUGGGCGAACGCUCCGGGAUUGAAGACCCAGAUCGGCACCCUCAUCUUUCUGGCAGACGAGGUGAUACUCACCGGACCCACGUCAUGUACUCUCUUGUUUCACAAGUCCAAGAGAACGCCGAGAGUGGUGAGAUCUACGCUGGCUGGGGAAGCUAUCGCGCAGGACCUGGGAGUGGACUACGCGUCGUACUUGUCGAAGUUCCUGUCCGAGAUGUUGACCGGACGGCCUGCUGGCCGACACCCACCGAUCUUCGAGGUUAUCACCGCUACCGACUGCAAGUCUCUGUACGAUGCCCUCCACCAGCUCACCCCGAGUUUGUCUGAGAAACGUACUGUGAUCGACGUGAUUUCCAUUCGUGACGAGGUGAAGGUCAAGAACGUCAGAUGGAUCCCUACGACGCACAUGAUAGCCGACGGCGUGACCAAGGAGGAUCCGAAGCUUCGCGAGAAUCUGACCAAGUUCUUGGCGGACCCAGUGCUUUCGCUCGUGGAGUCGAUUGCUUGCGAGGAGCUGACCG